Molecule: messenger RNA, 741 nt
Organism: Akanthomyces muscarius
Lineage: Eukaryota; Fungi; Ascomycota; Sordariomycetes; Hypocreales; Cordycipitaceae
Exons: 2
Coding region: 1-741 (246 amino acids)
Source: RefSeq, a predicted model, not a curated record
AUGAAUCCUUUGGAGGCUAGAAACGGGUGCAAGGCUGAGCAGUGCAGAUGGCAUACGAGACGAUGCUACCUCGCGGAAGCGGCUGACAAGACAAGGCUCGCACCCCCUCCUCGUAGAAUCCUUUGGCUACAAAAAUUAUACCCUUUUUUUUUCUUCAACUUCUUUAAUAUCAACAUGAAGCUUUCACUUACCGCUGCUGCUAUAUUCGUCAGCCUCGCCGUCGCCGACGGCAUAGUCUGCCCCGGGGGCUUUCAGCCCGGCGACCGAUGGUGCCAGACGGCGGGAGCGGCCAGCGACAUUCUGUACUGUAACAACAAGCACGUCGGAGAGGCCAUUUCGCACUGCCCGGGGCGGUGCAUCAACCGCGCCAGCGAUCGCAGGGCCUACUGCGAGUACUCUGGCUGGGAUGACCCGUGCGAAAAGAACCCAAGCUACAAUGUCUGGUGCGACAAGGACGGCGGUCCCAGCGGCAUUCGCGUGUGCACCAACGGCCGCUUCCCAAUCACGAGCUUCUGUGAUGGCAUCUGCGAAAGCAACGGCGGGCACGCGCUGUGCCUACCCGAAGGCUUCAACGACAAGUGCCCCGGGAAUACACAGGAGGGUCGGUCGUAUUGUGAUGUGGAGGCCGGACCGGGAAAGAUUCGCAAGUGUGAGAAUGGGCGAUUUGUGGUCCAGGAGACCUGUGCGGAUAUCUGUGAUCCAAACUAUGGCUACGCGAACUGCUUGACUCGGAUUCAUUGA